Molecule: messenger RNA, 978 nt
Organism: Chrysochloris asiatica (Cape golden mole)
Lineage: Eukaryota; Metazoa; Chordata; Mammalia; Afrosoricida; Chrysochloridae
Product: putative olfactory receptor 10AC1-like
Exons: 1
Coding region: 1-978 (325 amino acids)
Biological process (GO): G protein-coupled receptor signaling pathway
Cellular component (GO): membrane
Molecular function (GO): olfactory receptor activity; G protein-coupled receptor activity
Source: RefSeq, a predicted model, not a curated record
AUGGCCAGCGCCCUCAACGCCAGCGCGCCGGGCUUCCUGUUGCAGGGAUUCUCGGAAUUCCCGCGCUUGCGGCCCGUGCUCUUCCUGCUGCUGCUGGCCGCGCACCUGGCCACGGUGACCGGCAACCUGCUGAUCUUGGCGUCGGUGGCCGCAGCGCCUCGCCGCCCGCCCAUGCUGCUCUUCCUGGGUCAGCUGUCCGCCAUCGAACUGGGCUACACGCUGGUGGUGGUGCCGCGCGCUCUGGUCGACCUGGCGGCUCCGAGCCCCGCGCGCGGCCGCCCCAUCUCCUGGUGGGCCUGCGCCGUGCAGAUGCAGCUCUUCGUGGGGCUGGGGGGCGCCGAGUGCUUCCUGCUUGCCGCCAUGGCCUACGACCGCUACGUGGCCAUCUGCCACCCGCUGCGCUACCCAGCCGUGGUGACGACCGCGCUGUGCGCGCGCCUGGUGCUGGCCUGCUGCCUGGGCGGCCUGGCCGUGUCGCUGGGAUUAGUGACCGCCAUCUUCCGGCUGCCCUUCUGCGGGUCGCACUUGCUGGUGCACUUCUUCUGCGACAUCACGGCGCUGCUGCAUCUGGCCUGCACGCGCAGCUACGUCGACGAACUGCCGCUGCUGGGCACCUGCCUGCUCCUGCUGCUCCUGCCCGCCUCCUUCAUCCUGGCCUCGUACGGCGCCUUGGCCACCGCCCUGCGCCGCCUGCGCGCCCCCGGGGGCCGCCACAAGGCCGCCUCCACCUGCGCCUCGCACCUGGCCGUCACCUUCCUACACUACGGCUGUGCCACCUACAUGUAUGUGCGCCCCAAGGCCGCCUACACCCCACGCCGCGACCGCACUCUAGCGCUGGUCUACACCGGCGUCACGCCGCUACUCUACCCGCUCAUCUACAGUCUGCGCAACCGCGAAGUCACCGCCGGCCUCCGCAGGGCGCUGGCGUGGCGGCCGUGGCCCAGCCAGACCCUGGGCAAGGCGCUGGUGGGGGCCUGA